Molecule: messenger RNA, 645 nt
Organism: Corticium candelabrum
Lineage: Eukaryota; Metazoa; Porifera; Homoscleromorpha; Homosclerophorida; Plakinidae
Exons: 2
Coding region: 33-359 (108 amino acids)
Source: RefSeq, a predicted model, not a curated record
CUUUGCGCACUUUGGGCCGUCGAGUGAAGGGUAUGAGCGAGAGUUCCGAUCGUUUUGACUUUCUUGUGCGUGCUCCUGCUCUCAUCUUAAUGUCGUCUGAGAGUCGAAGUUCUCCGACACAGCCGAAAACGGAUUUGACAUUGCAGCGGCUAUUCCAACUUCGGAGAGAAGACCCUGUUGUGCUGCUGCAAAAUUUGGGCUUUGCCAGCAAUGAACCUCCGUCUAUUCCCGAACGUUUCUUGCUGAGCGUGCCAAAUCAGAAAUCAGCUUCUGCCCGCAGUCGUAAACGGAUGAUGGCUCUCAAUAGCCUGAACGUGGUGAUGGAAGACACACAAGAGUCAAGCUUGUCAGAUAGAUGAGAAAAAAAUAUCGAUUUUGAAACUGUAAUAGCAGAGCUCCACACAUCAACAGUAAAAGGUAGCAGCAGGACUGUGCACAUGGAUAACUUUUCUAGCAUUUGAUAACAAAAGAACUGAAAUAUUUAAUAUUCAGUAAUAAACAGAACGAGUUCUAUGGAUUGGGUAGUCAAGCGACUUGUCAGUCAGUUUGCUUGUAGCUGUUGCACUGUCCCAUAAAUAGUAGUCAAUCAAGAGAGAGUUGAUGUUGAUUUUGCUAGACUGUUUGUCUUCCACAAUUUGACGUAUC